Molecule: messenger RNA, 625 nt
Organism: Prorocentrum cordatum
Lineage: Eukaryota; Dinophyceae; Prorocentrales; Prorocentraceae
Source: the annotation of a GenBank genome assembly
GCGGGACGAGGGAGGCCAGUGGCAGAUACGGCGGCUGGCCGCCCCAGCUCUGGCGGCGUCGCCGCGGCCGCCGCCGCGGCGGCCAGUCGCCCGCGGUCUGGCGGGGCGGCGGCGGCGGCGGCGCCUGCCGCCGCCCGCGAUCCGGCGGCGGCAGCGUCCCGCCGCCAGCCGCCCGGGCUCCGGCGGCGGCGGCGGUGCCGCCGGGGCGGCCGGGCGCCCCUGGUCGGGCGGCGGCGGCGCGCCAGCCGCGGCCGCGGGGCAGGUGGCGCCUACGCCGCCCGCCGAGCCGAGGCCGCCGCAUCGCUUCUCCCGAGCCGAACUCCUUCGGCGCCAAGAGGAGCGGCAGGCCAGGCGGCAGGAGGCUGCGGCAACCCACGUUCAGAGCAGGUACCGCGGGCUUGCUGCGCGCCGGCAAUAUUCUACAUUGCCAUGCAGGAGCAGCGCGUGCAGGCAGCGGCUACCAUCCAACGGCAGUUCCGAGGCCGCAGGGCGCGCUGCCAGAGCCUGCGCGAGGCGCAGGAGCUCCAGCGGAGGCAGGAGGCGGGCCCCCCCGCCGGCGGCCGGAGCCGCCCCUCCGCUGGGCACGGUGCGCCGGUGCGGGGGCGGGGGUUUGCACUCCAGCCAC